AUGGCUAUUCAUCCUCGCCUGCGCCCAGAGGGAGGGCACCUUUCGCCUCAACAAGCCCGCGCCAUUUCCGCAUGGACCGAGCAGCAUGCAGCAACUUCCCUGCAGGACAUAAUCCUGUCGGACUCCGCAGACCGCACUCCGCCCUCACCGACACCGACGCGUUCAGCCCUGCGCGAUACCACCGUGUCUCUAUCAAUCCCGCUAGACGAUGAACCCCCGAAGAUUCAGGCCGAGUCUCGCCCAACUGUCAGCUUCCGACGCCGAGCACCACUGCGCGAGAGCGCAAGUUCCAAGUCUCGAGAGGCUGUGUUGAAGGGCAAAGAUGGGAGUCGGAGGAGACAACGCUGGGAGAACGACCGCCUCCUGCAUAAUCCCUGGGCAGAGCCACCGUCCCCUAAGGACUGGGAUGUUACACCCACCUAUACGCGCCACAACCCCAUGCCGUAUUAUCUCGCCCCGCUGUGGGACGUGCACUACUCCCAUGUGAAAGAUCAGCAGACGGACCAGAAGAUUGCCGAGCGCGCCAAUGAGAAGCACCACGUCCCCAAAGAACUGCGCGCGAAGCUGAAACAUGCGCGCGCUGCGCGGGGCAUGCUACAAGAUCUGGAAGAGGAGGUCCGGCUCUUUAUCCGGAAGUGGAAUGAGAAGCAGCUUCUACUUGAGAAGGAGGGAUUGCAGGAUGCACCCGAGAACUCGUGCAGUGAUGACUCGGAAGAUGAGAUUGUCUUUGUUGGUCGUAAUGGGUUGAUGCAUGAUGCCCCUGAGCGGAAGGAGAGGCUCCGCUUGCUCCGGCAGGAGAUUAGUUCGCAUAGUGAGCGAGAUGGCGAAAAGAUGGUGCUUGAGACGAUGGCUGAUGAUAGGGCUGCUGGGUUUGGUCGUUGGCUGGUUCACUCCAUCGCGGCCUAUUAUGGACUGCACACUUGGUCUGUCACGGUGGAUGAUCGACGAGAAGCCUAUGUCGGCUUCCGACCUCCUGUACCAGGAAGUCAGACUGGACUCGUUUCCCAUUCACUGUGCCACACCGCUUUGAUUAAGCCCGGUGAUGAGCUUCCUCGGCCUCUCCAUGCGCAGGUCUAG
Molecule: messenger RNA, 1077 nt
Organism: Penicillium soppii
Lineage: Eukaryota; Fungi; Ascomycota; Eurotiomycetes; Eurotiales; Aspergillaceae
Exons: 3
Coding region: 1-1077 (358 amino acids)
Molecular function (GO): nucleic acid binding
Source: RefSeq, a predicted model, not a curated record